This is a messenger RNA of Stomoxys calcitrans (stable fly), 5003 nucleotides long. RefSeq lists its product as uncharacterized. Gene Ontology annotation, biological process: regulation of transcription by RNA polymerase II. NCBI's taxonomy places the organism in Eukaryota, Metazoa, Arthropoda, Insecta, Diptera, Muscidae. The transcript has 2 exons. Gene Ontology annotation, molecular function: RNA polymerase II cis-regulatory region sequence-specific DNA binding; DNA-binding transcription factor activity, RNA polymerase II-specific. The record is from RefSeq and is a predicted model, not a curated record. The coding region runs from base 519 to 4694 and encodes 1391 amino acids.
CAAAAGAUGUACGAAAUUAAUCAACCCUGUUUUACAUCUCCAUUUUGAAGUGAAUUACCUACCGCUGCCUAAAUUUCCACUUUGUGCUCCGUUUUAUUUGUAAAUUCAGUGUAUAUUUUAUAAUAAAAAGUUUGUAAAUUUAAUCAAUUACUAGGAAAUUAUCAAGUUAAGGCAUUUGUUUACGAAAUAUGGCCAAGAAAUUGGGGCAAACUAAAUGGUCGUCUGCAGCAAGUGAGUGAGAGGCCAAAGAAAGAAGAGGUCGUGUACAGCAGCAGCAGCAGCUAUUGAAAAAAAAGAAAAGAAAAAACGUUUGUGUAUGUGUGCGUGUGUGUGUUAUACAUGAAAUCAGUAGUGAAAGAGGAGAGAGAAAAAUAAAACGGAGACUGGGUGAUUAUGGCGGUACUACACUAACAACAACAACAAAAUAUAAAUAAACAAUUUAGUUUACUGCAAAGCGAAAGCGACCAUGUUUUAAGUAUCACAACCGCAAAGGAUUUCCCAUAAUUCGAAGCCUAAAAAUGCCUGCACAACAGCAACAACCAACACAGGCGACUGUGCAAAAUAAUCCCGGCCAGCAUCAACACCAACAGCAGGUACAUCAGACACAAAUUGCUGCCGCCGCCGCCCAGCCAACACAAGUUAAGGCUACUUUUGUAAAUGCAGCUACUGGGCAGCCCCAACAACUCACUGGAACCACCACAACGACAACAACUCUACAGCCCAAUCAAAUUCCUUUGUCCCAAAUAAUCAAUCUGCAGCAAUUGCCACAACAAUUUCUGCAGGCGGCUGCCGCCCAGCAUACGGGACCUCAACAGCAAACACAGACUUUGCCACAAAAUAUGUUUCAGAUAGUGCAGCCCAUGCAAACAGUGAAUAUUGAUGGCCAGGAAGCCAUAUUUAUACCGAAUUUCAAUGCCCAAUUGGCGGCAUCUGCUGCCCAGCCAGUGAAUAUAAAUGGCCAACAAAUGUAUUUGACACCUAAUGGCCAAAUAGUGAGGGCACCACAACCAGCUCCCCAGACGACAGCUGUGCAAUUGCAACCGGGCACACAAUUCAUACAAGGCCUGGGACAGACAAUACAACUGCCGGCUGGUUUUGCUUCGACGACGGGGCCCCUGCAAGAACAACAAGCAAUGUUUACCAUUCCGGGUACAAAUAUUCAAAUACCCAUAACAACUGCCCCCACGGCUCAGCAAAUACAACAACAGCAAUUGCAACAGUUGCUGCAGCAACAGCAGCAGCAGCAACAACAACACCAGCAAUCCCAGCUGCAAGCCCAAGUCCAUGCUCAAGCGCAAGUACAAGUCCAGCAACAGCAGCAACAACAACAGGCCCAGCAGCAACAACAAGCACAGCAACAAGUUACUAAUACCGCUGGUAGCAAUAAUGCCAAUUCUGGGCAAGUAGCUAACGCCACUGGACCUACACAAAACUCGGGACUCGCCACAGGUGGCGGAGCAACCGCCCCAACGGGAACAACGACCACCACCACAUUACCCAGUACCAUAACAAUUCCUGGUACCAAUAUACAAAUUCCCACCUCGGUUGCCGCUGCCAAUGGCCUGCUGGGCAACUUACAACAAUUACUCGCAGCCGGAGGCAAUGCUUCCAUUAAGCUCGAAAAUGGUCAGACGUUGCAGAACAUACAAAUACGACAAGCUGGCCCCACCGCAGCUGCCACAGCAGGAACUGCGUCACAGCUACAACAAAUUGUCCAAUUCCCCCCUACUUUGCAACAGGCACCUGCGGCCACCCUACCACAGCCCACUAUACAACAAACUACCACCACGGUGGCUGUGCAAGUUCCCAUACAAACUGCCAAUGGACAGACCAUCUACCAAACGGUUCAUGUCCCCGUACAACAGCUCACCGGGGGAGGAGGCGGUGGCAUUUCCACGGCAAAUCUUUUGCCAACCACCCAACACAUGGCGAUGCCUCAAAUAAUACCACAGUAUACGCAAAUAGCCCAGAUAGUAACCCCCAGCGGGCAGAUACAACAGGUGCAGUUGGCUCCGCUCAAUGCGCUGACGUCUUAUCAGCAAUUGCCUACAAAUGCCAACAUUAUUCACAUACAAAAUGCAGCUGCGGCUCAGCAACAGGCGGCUGCGGCGGCAGUUGUCCAACAACAGCAGCAACAGCAACAAGCUCAACAACAACAGCAGCAACAGCAAGUGCAACAACAGCAGCAAGCUGCGGCUGCAGCUGCCCAAGCCCAGGCCCAACAGCAGCAGCAACAGCAACAACUGCAGCAGCAAUUGCAACAACAGCAGCAGAUCAUACAGGCCAUAAAUGCGGCCAACGAAUCUGGUGCUCAAAUUCCCACCAAUCAGCCCAUCACCAUAACAAAUGCUCAAGGGCAGCAUGUUACUGUCAUACCAGCCCAACAACUGCAACAAUUCCAACGUGCCAAUAUCACUCCAAGUCAAACGGCAAAUGCCGCUGCUGCCGCCAAUGCCACCCCUGCACAAAACACAAAUCCAACGGCGGCAGCCCCCACCACUGCCAGCGGUGUUCCCCAGACUUCAGCAGCAAAUCUCAUACAAUUUCAACAAAUGCCUGGCCUACAGGCAUUGCCUAUACAAAAUAUUCCCGGCAUAGGGCAGGUACAAAUCAUACAAGCCCAACAGCUGCCGCCUAAUUUGCAAGCUGCCAAUAUUCAACAGAUACUGGCAGCUACUGCGGCUGGAGCUACAACAACGCAGCAGCAAACACAUCAGCAGCAUUCUUCCCCCCAGACCCUACAUCAGUCACAGCAUCAGACUCAGUCCACCCCACAAACUCCCCAGCCAUCGCAAACAGCAACAACGACUACCACACAACCUUCACCGCAAUCUUCACAGCCCACAUCGACUACCAAUCCCAAUGGCAGUGGUUCAACACCCACAACAACGCUUCAACAGGUGACAGCAACAUCAAAUGUAAAUGCAUCGCCAGUGACCAAUGCCAUAACGGUUUCCCAACCUCCUACUCAAUCGCCUGUGAGCACCCACAACACUCACCAGCAUCACCAUCUGAGCACAGGCCAGAACACCCCAACCAGUACGACCACAGCGGCCAUAACAUCGCUACAACAACCCAAGCAGGAACCGCAAUCGCCCACACAAAUCGGCCAGACUCUGAUAACCAACAUAAAGCAAGAGCCCCCAGAUACGGGCUCCAACUCGGGCGCUUCCGUUGCCAACACGUCCAUUAAUAACAAUACCACUACGAUCAGUAUUCCUGCCAAUGCGAUAAAUGCCGCCAAUGCCGUUAGCAGCACCCAAAUCAAAUGGCUAAUGCCGCAGGCCACCACAGUUACCCAGGUACAGCAGCAACAGGCGCAAUUACAGCAAAUCCAACAGCAGCUGCAACAAGCUCAGCAACAGCAGCAGCAAUUGCAGCACCAACAACAGCUACAACAACUCCAACAGCAAUCUCAGCAACAGCAGCAGCAGCAACAACAACAACAGCACCAGCAGCAGCAACAUAUCGUCUCAGCCAUCGAUAAUAUGGGAAUACCAGUAACUCUGCCCGCCUCAUUACAGAUAACGCCAAUUCCAGCAAACCUGCAGCAGCAGCAGCAGCCACCUCAGCAACAACAGCCACAACAGUUUACUAUACCCUUGGGAAGAACCACUUUGAUAAAACCGCAUGGAACUAUAACCACCACACAACAGCAACCGCAACAGCCGCAGCAGCAACCACCACAAACCUCCACCUCCUCGGUGACCAGUAGUGUGGGUGGAGCACAAAUUACAAUAGCCACAACAACAACCGCGGCAAAUAAUGCCACAUCGGGACAGUUACAAUCUUCGCUCAACAACAAUCAAACAAGCAAUGCUCCACAACCCUUAGCACCAACUCCCACCACAACAUCCAUAUCGCUACCCCCGCCCUCACAGACCUCGGUCAAUGUCAAUAUCAAUCUAAAUGAUCCUGGGAAUCUGGGUAUUAAACCCCGCCUAAAACGGGUGGCUUGUACCUGCCCCAAUUGUGUGGAUGGUGAAAAUAAAUCGGAUCGCAAGAAACAGCACAUCUGCCAUAUACCCGGUUGCAAUAAGGUCUAUGGCAAAACCUCCCACCUGAGGGCCCAUUUGCGUUGGCAUACCGGUGAGAGACCCUUUGUAUGCUCUUGGCUAUUCUGCGGCAAACGUUUUACCCGCUCCGAUGAGUUGCAGCGUCAUAGACGCACACAUACGGGCGAGAAACGUUUCCAGUGUCCCGAAUGCAAUAAGAAAUUCAUGCGUUCCGAUCAUUUGUCCAAACACAUCAAGACUCACUACAAAUCAAGAGCUGCCCUCGAACUUAUGGAAUUGCAAAAUAUCAAACAAGAGAACAUUAAGCAAGAGCCAGGCGGUGACCAUGCCAUGCAGGAUAUGGAUAAUAUGGUAACCAUAGAUUUACAACAGCAAAGAGGGGCGGGAGGCCAUCAUCAUCAUUUGCAUGGAUCAACAGUUGCUGGUUCGACUGCUGGUGGGGGAAAUACUUCACUCUCUUCGUUGGAUGGCAAUUUGAGUAUUACGAACACUUCGGGCGGUGGCCCAGGAGGCUUGAUGAUGCACGAUGGCGAUAUAUCCAAUCAAACUGAUAGCUAUGGUGAAGAUGAUGACUGUGAGGACGAAGAUGAUGAUGAAAUGGAGGAGGAUGAGGACAGCGGUGAUGAUGAGGAAAAGAUGACCAUUUCCAUCAACGAAUAUCCGGAGAAUUCCAACUAGCAGGACAUAGAUAUGCUGAUUGAGCAAUACAUGUUCGAUGACUUUUGAUGAAAGUGAGCUGCAUACGAACUGAUAGCUUAAGCUAUCAAAGCAAACGAAAAGGAACAACACUAUGGAGAAAUUUUCUCAAUAAUUGUAAUAAGUAAGAGGGAACAUUUCCUGAAUAUCUGUAUCAUAGUAUAUAUUGCUUAUUAUAUUUCUACGGCACCCUUCUUGUACAGCAACUCCCUUUUGUCUGUGAUUUGUGGACUAGUUUUUAAAACAUAAAUCCCUAAGGGUUUCAUAAAGCCACAGCAGUGCGAAAAGUCA